Molecule: messenger RNA, 765 nt
Organism: Lycium ferocissimum
Lineage: Eukaryota; Viridiplantae; Streptophyta; Magnoliopsida; Solanales; Solanaceae
Exons: 4
Coding region: 1-765 (254 amino acids)
Biological process (GO): DNA integration
Molecular function (GO): nucleic acid binding
Source: RefSeq, a predicted model, not a curated record
AUGGCUGAAAAUUAUGGAGAUAAACAAGAGACAUUAUUGUUUUCUAGCUCCGCGACCGAAGAAAAUAAAGGGAAUGGAUGGUUUAUUGAUUCUGGUUGUAGCAAUCAUAUGUCUGGAAAUAAGGAAUUAUUUGUUGAUCUGGAUGAAUCAUUUAAAGCUACAAAAGAAGACUUGGCAAUAAUGCAAAGGUGCCUGCUGUUGGAAGGGGAAAAAUUCCAAUUACUUCGAAAAAUGGAUCUUCUCAUUUUAUAUCUGAGUGAUGAUAAAAUAGGACUAAUUGCAAGAAUAAAGAUGAAUAAUAGUCGUUUAUGGCCUCUUUAUCUCAAUUGUGGUGAUUUACCUUGCUUUAGUUCUGUGAAUUGUGAUGCUUGGUUGUGGCAUCUACGCUUUGGGCAUCUGAAUUUUGGGAGUUUGAAUUUUCUUGCAAGAAAGAAUUUGGUUGAUGGUUUGCCUUCUAUUGAUUUUCCUGACAGAAGGUGUGAGUCUUGUAUUUUGGGAAAGAAGUAUAGAGAACCUUUUCAAAAAGGCAAAGCUUGGAGGGCUAAUGCACCAUUGGAGAGCUUCAAGGCUUAUGUAGAGAAGCAAAGUGGAUAUUUUAUUAAGACAUUGAGAAGUGAUAGGGGAACUGAGUUUCUUGUGUGUGAUAAUUAUUUGAAGAAGUAUGGUAUUAAGCAUCAAUUGAUAGCUAGAUAUAAUCCUCAACAAAAUGGUGUGGCUAAAAGGAAAAAUAGAACAGUGAUGGAUAUGGUGUCCUACUCGAUCUAA